Blastomyces dermatitidis ER-3 is the source of this 1981-nucleotide messenger RNA. RefSeq lists its product as uncharacterized. The transcript has 2 exons. NCBI's taxonomy places the organism in Eukaryota, Fungi, Ascomycota, Eurotiomycetes, Onygenales, Ajellomycetaceae. The record is from RefSeq and is a predicted model, not a curated record. The coding region runs from base 637 to 1506 and encodes 289 amino acids.
GGUUGGGUUUAUCAAAACUUUGACGCUGGCUCCCACCUCGCUGGCCCUCAAGCAUACCGAUUUAGAUACAACUUCAUAUUCAGGAGCGCAUCUGGAAGUACCGAACACAUUGCUGACCUUCAGCCAAUUUCGCCCCCCAAAAAAGCCAUUCUAUCCCUGGCAGCCCGUCAGCACUAAGGGCCUAAGGUCCAAUUUGAUGCGUGGUGAGACUCGGAAGGCAUUUGGCAUCCCUGUAUUUACAUCCAUGGAAAGAAACAAUUACACCGGGGGGCACACGUUUUCUCACUUUCCCAAAUAUUUCUGGUUUGGUAUAUUAAGGUGGCUAUUGGUUAAUUUUCGCUCUCGGCUUCCCUUGCUUGGUGCCGACAAAACACAGUGCUUGCGCCCCUGACUGCCCAACUUUGAAGAUCCUAUUAAUAUGUUUGAUACAUCCCAUGUCCGAGAAAUUGAACAUCUUCUUUCCCCUUUCUUGUAUAUACAAGGUGAACAUUGGCAUAAUUCCGAUCUUUUUCUUAAAACUCUUGCGCCCGAUCCAAACCCCUUUAUAUCGUUCAGUCCCUUCUUUGAAACAAUUUGCCGCAGUAAAAAACUGUCUACCACGACCUCGUUGGGAUAUAUCAAAGAGGUUACAGCAAGAUGGAUCCAAAGGGGGACGCGGUCCCCUUAACAUCAGUUUUUACUCCUCCAUCUUCCUGCUCGUCGAGUUGGACUUAUGAAGAGGCAUAUUACAACAGCGUAACUGGCGGCCUGCUGAUGCAGAACGCCUUCAACAAGCGCGACCCCAAUUGUUUCCCCCCUUUCUUCGAAGGGAUAGGACGAGGACAGAUUCAACAGGUGUAUAGCCCAGGAUACUGUCCCCAGGGUUAUACCUCUCCAGUCGCGACAACAAAUAACGCGGUAACAACUGCAAUCUGCUGCCCGUCGGACUAUACUUACUUCACAACCCUCACGACGAUAAACUUCUACUCCAAAACAACAAUUUUUGCGGGCUGCAUCAGUACCUUUCCUGAAUCUAGCAUAACGACCGUCCUCGCCCGCACUGGCCAGGCUAGUCUUGCACACUCGGUCGUCACAGGCCCAAUAACUAUGUGGGGUCAGGCGAUUCUCGUCCAGUUUGAAUCGAAAGACCUCUCCAUGUACUUGUCAAACACCAUCACCACUUCCAGUUCUUCUACGAGCACCACUGCAAGCCAAACCUCGACCCAACCAACCCCGUCCCAACCAGCAAAUAACAAUCAGCCUCCACCAACUUCUCUGCCCCCUUCUAGUGACGGCAAGGAGCCUGAACUCUCCGCCGGCGCUAAAGUCGGGAUCGCUAUCGGUGCCGUCGGCGCUGUAGGGAUACUCAUAGCUCUAGUGUUUUUCAUCCGCCGCAGCCGCCGCCGCCGCCACCACCAACUGCGACCCGUCGAUGCGAUUCAGGAGCUAGACACAGGUGCUCCGCGGAAUGGCUUCUGGCCCCAGAAGUUCCAGAGCAUCCCUAUACAUGAGAUGCCCGCCUCAUGAAGCAAUGGACGGGCACUCUGAAGCUGUGCGUAUACCUUGCACAUGCAACGCACAUAGAAUAAGCCCAGGGAGACUUUGUGGGUAUCUAUCACGAACAGCGCGCCUGAUUUUUGGGGGAUUCGGCUGACGGGAUCGCUAGAUUCGCGAGGGGUUUAAAUCAAAACAAAUCAAAAAAACAAAAAAAAAAAAAAAACGGCGUUUGUCCUCUCCGUCUUUUCGUCCAUUAACCAAUCCCGUUUUCAACGGGAUAUUGCCCAAUUCAUGUCGUGGCCCCACUGACACCAUCCAUCGCCCACGAAGUAUACGACUCAAAUCAAAUCUGAAAAACUUUGCUCGAAGAGUUCGUAGGAGUUCCUUUUACUCAUGUCAUCCAGGGAGACACGUGGGCUGGCCACGGGAACGGGGAACAUUUUACCUUUUCUUGAAGACAGACAAUCGAGUUAACCCGCCGCCCCCAACCCUUGGCCCCCAACCC